Messenger RNA from Capsella rubella, 862 nucleotides. RefSeq lists its product as uncharacterized. The coding region runs from base 27 to 518 and encodes 163 amino acids. The record is from RefSeq and is a predicted model, not a curated record. The transcript has a single exon. Lineage: Eukaryota; Viridiplantae; Streptophyta; Magnoliopsida; Brassicales; Brassicaceae.
AAACAAGAAGCUACAAGCCUCAAGCCAUGGCCACUGCGAUGGUUCUCUCUUCUCAAAACUCUCUUAACCAUCGAUUCGAUCACGAAACCCUAAUCGACCGUUGCCCUAAUCCUAGCCUUCGCCGCCACUCUAACGCUGCUAAAGCGGCUCCUCGCCGACGCAGGCGAGCUCCUUCGACGCCUCAACCUACGGUGAUCAAAUCUCCGGCGGCGAAUAAUAAUCUCGUAAUGGAACAAGUCAAGAUCCUCAAACGCGGCGAGACAUUGAGCGCGUUUAGUAACAAGGAGAACAGUGGCUGCGAUGUUACGAGACGACCUGUUUUGAAGAAGACGGUGAAUGAUACUGAUCUGAUUGUAACGUCGACUAAUAGACUUGGACCUGAACCAGAGAUUCUGAUGAAGCAGAUCGGAGCUUUUAAAAGAUUGGAGAUCUUCGCCGGAGCUGGUUGCUCAAUUUCCCCGCUUCCGAGCUCUGUUCCGAUUCCAUGUUUUUUGGAGAAGAACAAUCUCGUUGUUUAGAUUUCCAAAGGUAGAGAUUUUGGGGGAAGAAAACCCUAAAAUUGCAACGAGUCUUUUAACAUCGCAGAUGUUGAAGAAUCAUGUGAAGUGAGUAAACAAAUCUAUUUGUUUAUCUCAGAGGAGGAUGAAGAAGAUGGAGAAUGUGAUCGCAAAACUCCAAUUACAGCCAAAACUUGGCUCUGCUCAGAUUUGCACUCUGUAAUGGAGUUUAUUUUUGGUGUUACAGUCACUAUGAUGACUGACUCUUCUUGUAUGGCUUUUGUGUUUUGUUUUUGGAUUUUGAAGUUUUUGUACUUGUCACAUGAUCACAUCUCUUUUACGCAAUAAAAUCUUUAGUCUAAUAA